AUGAGACAGAGAUCAGCUUUUCAAGUACCAUUGCAUCUUUCACGUUUCGCCACAGAUGACGCUCCAGCCGAAGAUGCUUCCUCGGGCAGCUCCAGACGCGGCAACACCCGUCAGCCGCCGCCGCCAGCAUCAGCAAUAAUGCCGACCAUCACACCUUCGCUCAUCAGCGUGGCGCCCACAGCCGUGCCAUCGUCACCUGGCGGCAGGGACUGCGUGUCCGGGGGGCGGCGUUUUGCCCCCGGCUCCCAAUGGCACCCCGUGAUCGGGCCAUUUGGCGAGAUGGAAUGCGUAGAGUGCGCCUGCGAAGGCGGUCAGAUCUCGUGUCACCGGCUGCACUGUCCCUCUGCGCAGGACCUCGGGUGUGCACCGCAGGACCUGGUCAAAGUGCCUGGCCAUUGCUGUCCCACGUGUCCCGAAGACUAUGGUAUUAUUGUCGCACCUUUGAUGCCGCAUGCUGAUGACUCAAGGGCUAGAUCAAGAGAGGAAAGCAGCAGGAACAAUGCUCAAGGCCUGUCUCAUGAACAAGCACAACCACCCCCAGUACAAGAAUCAAAAACUACGGAGAAAACUGGGCCUAACAUCAAGACUUGUGCCCCUGCAGGCACAGAUGUCAUUGCCUACUUGUUGACCAAUGUCAAUCCAAAUGGAUCAGUGUCUGUAACUUACAUAUUUUACAAGAAGGACCCAAAGCCGUUUUCCAAGCCAAUUGAGCGACACAAGUGGACUUGGGAGAAAAGUGUCGGUUCCCACAAGAUGGAGCCCCACCGAUUUGAGACUUUCUAUGAAGGAAUAGAAGCUCUGCAAGAGUUGAAGGAAGACUUGUCACUCAACAUUCUUGGAGCUACCAGCACAAAGUAUUUAGAAAGGUUUACAAAAAAGGAGAAGAAGGUUGACUCUGGGUGUGAAAAGCGGUGCCAACGGAGGAUAAGGAAGAUGGAGACCUUUCUGAAUCUGCGUCCAGUGAAUUAUCGCAGGCAAUGUUUGGACACUGAAACAACACUCUCGUAAAUUUCAAGCAAAAAAAAAACUAAAAGAACAGCGAGUUCAGCUAGAAUCAUACUGUACAUUUUUCACUUGGGUUUUCGGAAAUCUUGCAAGUCAAGAAAUGCUUGAUUUCGGGAGACGAAACGUUAUCUUUCAAUGAUCUUUACUCGUUUUGGUUGAGGUCUAAGACUUGAGAGCGACAAAGAACACUUGAUCCAUUCCAGAUUGCUUUUAAGCAUUUUUUUGGCUGUCCGGCUUGUGCAGAUAAUUGUGGUGGUGCGGGCUAAUGAUUCCUUGAAUUACUGCCUACAAUUGGGAAAUCUAUGGUCAGCUUUGAAGUGGUUGAGCUCAUGGGAAGAAUACACUACAAUAACUUGUG
Notodromas monacha is the source of this 1363-nucleotide messenger RNA. NCBI's taxonomy places the organism in Eukaryota, Metazoa, Arthropoda, Ostracoda, Podocopida, Cyprididae. The record is from the annotation of a GenBank genome assembly.